Molecule: messenger RNA, 544 nt
Organism: Plutella xylostella (diamondback moth)
Lineage: Eukaryota; Metazoa; Arthropoda; Insecta; Lepidoptera; Plutellidae
Source: RefSeq, a predicted model, not a curated record
CCUCUAUAUUCCUUCUCGCAUGUACCAGGGUAAAAGAACCGAGGAGCUGGUGUGCCGGCUCAUGACGCACGCGCCCUCCACGGGCGUGCUGCCGUCGCGGCUCGAGCUGUUCUCCCGCCAGCUGAUGCUGCGCUCCGUGCAGUACUCGCCGCUCGGGAUGUGCAUACUGGACCGGCCGUUGGUCGCUUCUGUUAUCGGAGCUGUGACCACGUACUUAGUGAUUUUAAUACAAUUUCAACGAUACGAUAAUUAAAUUAGAUAUCAGAACUAUAGUAUUACCUAUGUGAUAAUGAAGAUCUAAUAAAUUUUAUAAGAAUGUAUAUUUAUGGAAACCUAUCGUAUUGAAACUACUCACAUUAUAUUUGUACUAGAGUUUGUAAAAACAUGGACGAAGAAUGAAGUAUUAUUAGAGUAUCUUAAAUAAAUACUAUUUAUUUAGUCGCACCGGCUUACAUACAUACGUAAAUAUAAUAUUUUCUAGUCAAAUUAUUCUGGUCAUGAAAUUUAUUUUCAUAGCAAAAAAUAUUGCAUUAUAAUAUUAUGU